AGUCACGCUGUCCUCGCCGUGCCAACAGUGUCUCUAUGGGACGCCGCUGCACGGACAUGUAGGGUGGAGGCCACUUCAGAAUCUCAAGCCGCAGUUCCCAGAUGAACAUCAGAAUGAUUCCUCAGGAUGACAACCCUGCCGUCUUCUUCAAUGACACGUCACCAACAGAAGAUGCCAUCACACCGCAGGUCCUCUCGACCGUCGACCCGAGUACGGCGAAGCUCAAGUUAAUCGCCUACGGGAACGUGUCCCUCGCCAUCAUCGCCCUGGGGAUCAUGGGGAACCUUAUCAACCUGAUGGUGCUCACGCGAUCCAACCUCAGAGGCGUCACCUUCACAUACCUCACAUGGCUGGCCACGUCGGACCUUCUGGUGCUCUCGGUCGCCGUGUUCUCGAUGAUGCGCCUGCACGACUCCCCGCCCCGAAACUACGCGGCAGCAUUGUACUACGCCCACGCUGACCUGCCGCUGGUCAACGCACUCAUGGCCAGCAGCAUCUUCCUUGUGGUGGCAGUCACUGUCGACCGCUACUGCGCCGUCUGCAGACCUACGCGCUACAGGGAGUUUCACAACGCCAGGCGUGCCAGAGUGGUCAUUCCUCUCGUGUAUGUGGCGGCUGUUUUUCUAUACGUUCCGAUGAUUUUCAGGAAGCGUCCAGUCCUGGUCUGGGAUAACUUGGUAAACCAGACGAUGUACGUGUCGUUUGAGAAUUUGUCCGUGUCGCGGCAUCCGGCCUUCAAGGUCUAUGUCAUGGUCAGGGAGGCCCUGGUACGAAUAGGACCUGUCUUCGUGGUAAUCGUGCUGAACACCAUCAUCAUCCUCACCUUUCGUAAUCUCAUUCGCAAACGCAAGCAGCUCGCGAAUGGCACUGUUUAUGAUACCAAAAGGCUGACGCGGGAAAGGCGUCUCGUGGUCUUGCUUGUUGCUAUCGUGGUCAUGUUUUGCGUGUGCAUGACUCCUGCCGCCAUCUUAAGGGUGCUCAACAACGACGACCUGGAGAGCAACUAUGGUUUCCAGGUCUUCAGGGCCGUCGCAAAUGACAUGGAAAUGGCCAACUUUGCCGUAAACUUCUACGUGUACUGCCUGUGUAGCUCGGAUAUACGUAGAACUCUUAUGAGGUUAUUUCGCUGUUCGGGGACCUCUUCGAAAGACGGUGUGUUCGACCUUACAUCUUCUGUUGGAGUCAACACGCGGCUCUAACCUGUGCUUUUAUACGUUGGACUAUGAAAAUAGGCGUAGUGACGUUUUGCGUUAAUCCUCUUGAUUUUUGUGGAUUUCUUCGCGGUUUUUGUAAUCCCAAGGCAAGAAAUUGAGCCCAUGAAUUGAAAGGUACAUUUGCUCUAUCAUCGAUCUUUCGCUUGCAGAUUUAGGCAUCAUGAAUUAGUACCCCAUUCCUGUCGGUUUCAAUUUUAACGAACACUACCGCGUCCCAUUUGUUGCCGGAACGGAACUAUUCUGGCUGAUCUGCCUGGAAUUGCAUAUUUAUUUUUUUCUUUCUUGCCUCCAGUACAAAAUGGUAUGUCUCCUAAACUGAGAGAUAAUAAUCAGUGUAUGGUCAUUACAUCCCCUUUACUUGUCACAGCCUGUCUAAAGAACUCAGUUCGAACUAUAUGUUUCCACUGUUUCCUCGCAGCCAAAUCGCCGCCUGCCUUCGCUAAACUCAGAGUAUCGUUACACUAAAAUAAAUGUACAUACCGAAAUAUAAAUUCUAAAGAGGCUUAUUAAGCCACCAUGACACUGCUCAUUUAUUAUAAAAAGGCACAGUGUUCGCCGCAGACACAAGACGAAGUUGUUUGCGGACAU
Messenger RNA from Ixodes scapularis (black-legged tick), 1802 nucleotides. RefSeq names its product probable G-protein coupled receptor B0563.6. Gene Ontology annotation, cellular component: membrane. The record is from RefSeq and is a predicted model, not a curated record. The transcript is spliced from 2 exons. Bases 102 to 1199 code for a protein of 365 amino acids. NCBI's taxonomy places the organism in Eukaryota, Metazoa, Arthropoda, Arachnida, Ixodida, Ixodidae. Gene Ontology annotation, molecular function: G protein-coupled receptor activity. Gene Ontology annotation, biological process: G protein-coupled receptor signaling pathway.